Mandrillus leucophaeus (drill) is the source of this 8063-nucleotide messenger RNA. It is a transcript of the gene EPG5, whose product is annotated as ectopic P-granules autophagy protein 5 homolog (C. elegans). NCBI's taxonomy places the organism in Eukaryota, Metazoa, Chordata, Mammalia, Primates, Cercopithecidae. The record is from RefSeq and is a predicted model, not a curated record. Gene Ontology annotation, cellular component: cytoplasm. The transcript has 45 exons. Bases 103 to 7944 code for a protein of 2613 amino acids. Gene Ontology annotation, biological process: autophagosome maturation.
AUUCGAUCAUGUGACAGUCCGGAGGCCAGAACCGGGCAGGUUGCGUGAAGCGCAGGGGUUUCACAAAAACAAACGGUGACGGCGCCGCAGCAGGGUCUAUCUAUGGCCGAGGCGGUGAAGCCCCAGCGCCGGGCCAAGGCCAAGGCCAGCCGGACUAAAACAAAGGAAAAGAAGAAAUAUGUAACCCUUCAGAGGGAAGAGUCCGAUGAAGUCUCCCUUCCAAAAACCUCCAGAGAGCAGGAAAUCCCUUCUCUAGCCUGUGAAUUCAAAGGAGACCAUCUGAAGGUGGUAACUGAUUCGCAGCUCCAGGAUGAUGCCAGUGGACAAAAUGAGAGUGAAAUGUUUGAUAUACCACUCACCUCCUUAACUAUAAGCAAUGAAGAGUCCCUGACGUGUAACACAGAGCCCCCAAAGGAAGGGGGAGAGGCCAGACCCUGUGUAGGGGACAGUGCAGUCACGCCAAAGGUCCAGCCUGGAGACAGUGUUGGAACUAUAGUAGAAACCCCCAAGAACUUCACAGAGGUAGAGGAAAAUACGUCAGUACAAGGUGGACUUUCAGAAAGUGUACCCCAAUCUAAUUUUUCUUAUACUCAGCCAGAAAUGGAAAAUAUACAAGUCAGAGAAACUCAGAAUAGUAAAGAAGACAAAGAAGGCCUGGUUUGUUCUUCAGAGGUGCCACAGAAUGUUGGCUUGCAGAGUUCUUGCGAAGCCAAACAUGUUUUUCAGACACCUAGAGUGAAGAAACUGUAUCCCCAGUUGCCAGCUGAAAUUGCCAGAGAAGCACCAGCUUUGGUGGCAGUGAAACCCUUGCUUCGUAGUGAGCGACUCUACCCAGAACUCCCAUCUCAACCAGAACUAGUACCAUUUACUAAAGAACAGCUAAAAAUCUUGGAGCCUGGUUCAUGGCUGGAAAAUGUCGAGUCAUAUUUAGAAGAAUUUGACAGCAUGGCUCAUCAAGACAGGCAUGAAUUUUAUGAGUUGCUUUUGAACUACUCACGAUGUAGGAAGCAACUGCUACUGGCCGAAGCUGAGCUGCUUACUCUGACAUCUGAUUGCCAGAAUGCUAAAAGUCGGCUGUGGCAGUUUAAGGAGGAACAAAUGUCUGUACAGGGUAUCUGUGCAGAUCAAGUGAAAGUUUCCAGCUAUCAUCGCUACCAAAGAGUAGAAAUGAAUGAAAACGCACUGAUGGAGCUAAAGAAGCUAUUCGAUGCCAAAGCUGAACACCUCCACCAGACCCUGGCCCUUCAUUCUUAUACUUCUGUGCUCUCAAGGUUGCAAGUGGAGUCUUACAUCUAUGCAUUGCUCAGUAGUUCAGCUGUUCUGAGAUCUUUAGUAAUUCACCAGCAAGGCCAAGUGUCUAAGCAGACAGAAAGCAUUCCCUCCGAUCUGUGCCAACUAAAGGAAUGCAUUAGUGUCUUAUUCAUGUUCACCAGGAGGGUUAAUGAAGAUACUCAGUUUCAUGAUGAUAUUCUUCUCUGGCUGCAGAAAUUGGUGUCCGUGCUACAAAGAGUUGGCUGUCCUGGAGAUCACCUCUUCCUUCUAAACCAUAUUCUUCGAUGCCCCGCUGGUGUUAGUAAAUGGGCUGUUCCUUUCAUCCAGAUCAAAGUGUUGCAUAACCCAUCAGGGGUCUUUCAUUUUAUGCAGUCCCUUGCCCUGCUGAUGUCUCCUGUCAAAAAUCGAGCUGAGUUUAUGUGCCACAUGAAGCCCAGCGAGCGGAAGCCAUCCUCCUCAGGGCCUGGGUCUGGGACCUGGACGCUAGUAGACGAAGGAGGAGAAGAGGAUGAAGACCCUGAGACCAGUUGGAUUCUCCUUAAUGAAGAUGAUUUGGUUACCCUUUUAGCACAGUUCCCCUUUCAUGAACUCUUUCAACAUCUUCUUGGGUUUAAAGUAAAAGGUAGACUCAUUUCUCUUAUCAUGUGUAAAAUGGGAAAUCGAGCUGAGUUUAUGUGCCACAUGAAGCCCAGCGAGCGGAAGCCAUCCUCCUCAGGGCCUGGGUCUGGGACCUGGACGCUAGUAGACGAAGGAGGAGAAGAGACACGCACAUCCACAGCUGGCCUUUCUGCCACCCACUACUGUCUGUGCCUUAGUAGCCUGUGUGCAGAUAUUGAGCUAAUGAAAAGUACUGUAUUAUCUUUCCUCAUGCUCAGAAUGACCGUUGGUUAUGUAAGUGACCACUGGGCACAGUAUAUGAGCCAUAACCAAGGCUCAGGAUUGGCCCAACAGCCCUACUCUGUGGAGAAACUACAGGUUGAAUUUGAUGAGCUGUUUUUGAGGGCUGUCCUGCAUGUGCUGAAGGCCAAAAGACUUGGCAUUUGGCUGUUUAUGUCCGAGAUGCCCUUUGGGACUCUGUCUGUGCAAAUGCUGUGGAAGCUCUUCUACCUCAUGCACCAGGUGGAGAGCGAGAACCUGCAGCAGCUCUCCUCCUCCCUGCAGCCCGCCCAGUGCAAGCAGCAGCUCCAAGACCCAGAACAUUUCACCAACUUUGAGAAGUGUCUUUCUUCUAUGAAUAGCUCAGAAGAGAUUUGCCUUCUGACUACCUUUGCUCAGAUGGCUCAGGCCAGAAGAACCAAUGUGGACGAAGACUUCAUAAAAAUUAUUGUUCUGGAGAUAUAUGAGGUAUCUUAUGUCACCCUGUCUACCAGAGAGACUUUUUCAAAGGUUGGUCGAGAGCUUUUAGGGACCAUCACAGCUGUUCAUCCUGAGAUAAUUUCUGUUCUUCUGGAUAGAGUUCAAGAGACCAUUGACCAGGUUGGAAUGGUUUCUCUAUACUUGUUUAAAGAAUUGCCUUUGUAUCUUUGGCAACCUUCUGCAUCUGAGAUAGCAGUGAUUCGGGAUUGGUUGUUGAAUUACAACCUGACAGUGGUGAAGAAUAAACUGGCCUGUGUUAUUCUUGAAGGACUGAAUUGGGGAUUUACUAAACAGGGUACCCUUCAUCUGCAUCAAGCAGUUCAUGCUGAAGUGGCUUUAAUGGUUCUUGAAGCUUACCAGAAGUACCUUGCACAGAAGCCAUAUGCUGGGAUUCUUUCUGAAAGUAUGAAGCAGGUUUCAUAUUUGGCCAGUAUUGUUCGAUAUGGAGAGACGCCCGAGACCUCAUUUAACCAAUGGGCCUGGAAUUUAAUCUUGAGGCUAAAACUGCACAAAAACGAUUAUGGAAUACAGCAGAAUUGUCCAGCUGUUCCCUUCUCCAUCACUGUGCCUGACAUGACAGAGUCACCCACGUUUCAUCCUCUCUUGAAGGCUGUGAAAGCGGGCAUGCCCAUUGGCUGUUAUCUAGCCUUAUCUAUGACAGCUGUGGGCCACAGCAUUGAGAAGUUCUGUGCAGAAGGCAUCCCACUGUUGGGAGUUCUGGUCCAGUCAAGACAUUUGAGAACAGUGGUCCAUGUCCUGGAUAAGAUCCUACCUUUAUUUUACCCUUGCCAGUAUUACCUUCUGAAGAAUGAGCAGUUUUUGUCGCACCUCCUCUUGUUCCUACACUUGGACAGCGGUGUCCCUCAGGGUGUCACACAACAGGUCACCCACAAGGUGGCACAGCACUUGACAGGAGCCAGCCAUGGGGACAAUGUGAAACUUCUCAACAGCAUGAUCCAGGCACACAUAUCUGUAAGCACUCAGCCCAAUGAAGUGGGCCCCGUUGCUGUGUUGGAGUUCUGGGUUCAGGCUCUCAUAAGCCAGCAUCUCUGGUACCGAGAACAACCUAUCCUCUUCCUCAUGGACCACUUGUGUAAAGCAGCUUUUCAGCUGAUGCAGGAAGACUGCAUACAGAAAUUACUCUACCAGCAACAUAAGAAUGCCUUGGGUUACCAUUGUGACCGGAGUCUGCUCUCAUCUUUGGUGAACUGGAUUGUGGCAGGCAACAUCACUCCUUCCUUUGUGGAGGGCUUGGCCACACCUACUCAGGUCUGGUUUGCCUGGACAGUGCUCAACAUGGAAUCCAUCUUUGAAGAGGACUCCCAGCUCCGGAGAGUUAUUGAAGGGGAAUUGGUGAUAAACUCUGCUUUCACCCCUGACCAAGCUCUGAAGAAAGCCCAGACCCAGCUGAAGCUCCCCAUCGUGCCAUCCCUCCAGAGGCUGCUGAUUUAUCGCUGGGCCCACCAGGCUCUGGUCACGCCUUCUGAUCACCCUCUCCUGCCACUCAUUUGGCAGAAGUUCUUCCUUCUGUAUCUUCACCGCCCAGGACCACAGUAUGGGUUACCCAUAGAUGGUUGUAUUGGAAGAAGGUUUUUUCAAAGUCCUGCUCAUAUCAGUUUGUUGAAAGAAAUGAAGAGACGUUUGACCGAGGUGGCUGACUUCCACCAUGCUGCAAGCAAGGCCCUCCGUGUUCCAGCAGAGGGCAGUGAAGGGCUGCCAGAGAGCCAGUCUGGCACCCCUGGUUACCUGACUUCACCAGAACUGCACAAGGAGCUGGUGAGGCUCUUCAAUGUAUAUAUAUUAUGGCUAGAAGAUGAGAAUUUUCAAAAAGGAGAUACCUAUAUCCCUUCUCUACCAAAGCAUUAUGAUAUUCACAGGCUAGCAAAAGUGAUGCAGAAUCAGCAGGAUCUGUGGAUGGAGUAUUUGAACAUGGAGCGCAUCUACCAUGAGUUUCAGGAGACUGUUGGUCUGUGGACACAGGCCAAGCUUGAGUCCCAUUCCACACCCUGUAGUUCGUCCGUGCAGCUGGACUUCACUGAUCCUUUGCUGGCUAAAGAAAGAGUUUUAAGUAACUUGCGGAAGCAUGAGGCUCCCCAGCCUCCCCUUGUUCUGCACCCAGUGAAGCCUCCUGUGCCAGUUAUUUCCUCCGCUGUGCUAUUGAGUCAGAAGGACGCCACCCAGCUGGUGUGCACAGACCUGAAUCUGUUGCAACAGCAGGCUAGAAACGCAGCUCUUCGGGAAUCUCAGCAGGUUGCUCUGGAUGGUGAGCUGUUGGACACAAUGCCAAAGCAGUAUGUGAAUCGUGAAGAACAGACCACACUGCAUUUGGAGUGCAGAGGCAGCAGUGGUAAGAAAUGCCAAGGAGCUGCAGUUGUCACCGUUCAAUUUGAAGGCAUGCAUAAGAAUGAAGCCAUAAGCCAACAGCUUCAUGUUUUACGGAAAGAAGUGAAGCAGUUGCAAGCAGAAGCUGCUAAACCACCAUCACUUAAUAUUGUGGAAGCUGCUGUACAUGCAGAAAACUUGAUCACGGCCUUAGUGAAUGCCUACAAGUUGCAGCCUACACCUGGGAUUCAGAAAGUUGGCAUUAGCCUUUUCUUUACUAUUGUGGAUUAUGUCAGCGAUGAGACGCAGCGUCAUCCCCCAACAAGGCAGUUCUUUACUUCAUGCAUUGAGAUCUUGGGACAGGUGUUUAUCAGUGGCACUACAUCAGAGUGCAGAAAAGUACUUGAGACCAUUCUGAAGAACAGCAGGCUCUGCUCCCUGCUGUCUCCUUUCUUUACUCCCAAUGCUGCGCCCGCAGAGUUCAUACAGCUGUAUGAGAAAGUGGUCAAGUUUCUAAGUGAGGACAACAGUGAUAUGAUUUUCAUGCUGCUAACCAAGUUCGAUCUUAAACAAUGGUUAAGCACCACUAAACCUCCUCUGUCUGAUCGUACCAGGCUUCUGGAGUCCAUUCACUUGGCACUUACUGCCUGGGGCCUUGAACCAGAUGAGGAUAUUUUGAUGCCAUUUAAUCUUUUCUGUAAGCACUGGACUUAUCUUCUUCUCUACCAGUUUCCUGACCAGUACAGUGACAUUCUCAGGCUGCUGAUGCAAAGCUCCGCGGAGCAGCUGCUGAGCCCCGAGUGUUGGAAAGCGACUCUGAGAGCCCUGGGCUGCUGCGCCCCCAGCUGCCAGCAGGGGGCAGCGUCCGCCGAGGGCGCCGUGCUUCCCAGCUCUUCCGAUGCUCUCUUGUCAGACAAGCAGGUAAUGGAGACUAUACAGUGGCUUUCAGACUUUUUCUAUAAGCUUCGGUUAUCCAAGAUGGACUUUAAAAGCUUUGGUUUAUUCUCAAAAUGGAGUCCUUAUAUGGCUGAUGUGAAGACAUUCUUGGGCUACCUUGUGAAAAGGCUGUUUGACUCGGAAAUGGCCUGUUUGGCCCAAGACCCAACUGCCAGCAGGAAAACAGUGCUGAAAUGCCUACAUUCAGUAAUCAUUCAGCUCUUUAAGCCAUGGAUCCUGGUUUUAGAGGACAAUGAAAGCAGCCAACAGCGCCAUUACCCCUGGCUAGAGAGUGAUACUGUGGUGGCCUCAAGCAUUGUGCAGCUGUUCACUGACUGUAUUGACUCACUGCAUGAGAGUUUUAAAGAUAAGCUAUUGCCAGGUGAUGAAGGAGCCCUUUGGUUGCACCUGAUGCAUUAUUGCGAAGCAUGUACAGCACCCAAAAUGCCAGAGUUCAUUCUGUACACUUUCCAUAGCGCGUACCGGAAACUGCCGUGGAAGGACCUGCACCCUGACCAGAUGCUCAUGGAGGCCUUCUUCAAAGUGGAACGAGGAAGCCCCAAGAGCUGUUUCUUAUUUUUGGGGUCUGUACUCUGUGAAGUCAAUUGGGUUAGUGUGCUCUCUGAUGCCUGGAAUCCCAGUCCCCACCCAGAAACCCGCAGCAUGAUUGUCUGCCUCCUUUUCAUGAUGAUUUUAUUGGCAAAGGAAGUUCAACUGGUAGACCAAACAGAUUCACCUUUACUUAGUCUUCUUGGACAGACAAGCUCACUUUCAUGGCAUCUCGUGGAUAUUGUGUCGUACCAGAGUGUGCUAGGUUAUUUCAGCAGCCAUUACCCGCCAUCCAUCAUCCUGGCAAAAGAAUCUUAUGCUGAAUUAAUCAUGAAGCUCCUAAAAGUGUCUGCGGGCCUUUCUAUUCCUACUGACAGCCAGAAGCAUCUGGAUGCAGUUCCAAAAUGCCAAGCUUUUACUCAUCAGAUGGUUCAAUUCCUCAGCACCCUGGAACAAAAUGGAAAAAUCACCUUAGCAGUCCUAGAACAGGAAAUGUCUAAGCUCUUAGAUGAUAUCAUUAUCUUUAACCCACCCGAUAUGGAAAGCCAGACCCGCCACAUGGCCCUCAGCAGCCUCUUUAUGGAAGUCCUGAUGAUGAUGAACAACGCAACUAUUCCAACGGCAGAGUUCCUUCGGGGCAGUAUCCGGACCUGGAUUGGCCAAAAAAUGCAUGGACUGGUGGUGCUGCCCCUUUUAACAGCAGCCUGCCAGAGCCUGGCGUCCGUCCGCCACAUGGCUGAGACUACGGAAGCCUGCAUCACUGCCUACUUCAAAGAAAGCCCUCUCAAUCAGAAUUCAGGAUGGGGGCCCAUUCUGGUAUCCCUUCAGGUUCCCGAGCUCACCAUGGAAGAGUUCCUGCAGGAGUGCCUCACCCUGGGCAGUUACUUGACUCUUUACGUCUACCUGCUUCAGUGUUUAAACAGCGAACAGACUCUAAGGAACGAAAUGAAAGUGCUGCUCAUCUUAAGCAAGUGGCUGGAACAGGUGUACCCAAGCUCCUUGGAGGAAGAGGCAAAGCUGUUUUUGUGGUGGCACCAAGUCCUUCAGCUCUCCCUCAUUCAGACAGAGCAGAAUGACUCCGUCCUGACAGAAUCUGUCAUUCGAAUUCUGCUUAUGGUUCAGAGCAGGCAGAACCUCGUGGCUGAGGAGAGGCUCAGCUCUGGGAUCCUGGGAGCGAUUGGGUUGGGCCGGAAGUCGCCCUUGUCUAACAGGUUCCGAGUGGUUGCCCGAAGCAUGGCUGCCUUCCUUUCAGUUCAGGUUCCUAUGGAAGAUCAGAUCCGUUUGAAGCCUGGCUCUGAAUUACAUCUGACUCCCAAAGCUCAGCAGGCUCUGAAUGCUCUUGAAUCCAUGUCAUCAAGUAAGCAGUAUGUUGAAUACCAGGAUCAAAUAUUGCAAGCCACCCAAUUUAUAAGGCAUCCUGGCCAUUGCCUUCAAGAUGGGAAAAGCUUCUUGGCUCUUCUCGUUAACUGUCUGUAUCCAGAAGUGCAUUAUUUGGACCACAUACGAUAGUAGCACUGAGGCUCUUGAAAAACCCAUUGCUGUUUAUGUUUACAUUUAACUUUCCUGUUGCACAAGUAACUUUGCUCAAUUUCUCUGUAGAGCUCAGUUCGGCCCGUGUGUAGUUGACU